Molecule: messenger RNA, 1242 nt
Organism: Phacochoerus africanus (Common warthog)
Lineage: Eukaryota; Metazoa; Chordata; Mammalia; Artiodactyla; Suidae
Gene: NMRAL1
Product: NmrA like redox sensor 1
Exons: 6
Coding region: 235-1134 (299 amino acids)
Source: RefSeq, a predicted model, not a curated record
CAGCCCACACUGCGGUCCUGUCACACAGGGUGGCCGUAAAAGGUGGCUUUGCCAGGGUGCGACUGGAGCUUCGGGCGGGGGUCGGCGCCGGUCGCAGACUUCUAUUCCCCCCCUCUGCGGUGGACUCGGCUGCAAAAGCGGAGGCCCCCCCUCCCUUUCCCCGACGAUUUCCCACCUAGGCGGUGGCAAGGAGCGCUCAGACCUCUCCCGACCGCGUUUCCCGCUCCCGGUCGCAUGGCGGAAAGGAAACUGGUGGUCGUGUUUGGAGCCACUGGUGCCCAGGGAGGCUCAGUGGCCCAGACGCUUCUGGAAGAUGGGACGUUCAGGGUCCGAGUGGUGACCCGAAACCCUAGGCAGAGGGCGGCGAAGGAGCUGAGGCUGCAAGGUGCAGAAGUAGUGCAGGGAGACCAGGAUGACGAGGCCAGCAUGGAGCGGGCCUUGACAGGGGCACACGCCGCCUUCAUCGUGACCAACUACUGGGAGAACUGCAGCCAGGAGCAGGAGGUCAAGCAGGGGAAGCUGCUGGCCAACCUGGCCAAGCGCCUGGGCCUCCGCUACGUGAUCUACAGCGGCCUGGAGAACGUGAAGAAGCUGACGGCGGGGAGGCUGGCGGCGGGCCACUUUGACGGCAAAGGGGAAGUGGAGGAGUACUUCCGGGACAUCGGUGUUCCCAUGACCAGCGUGCGGCUGCCCUGCUAUUUCGAGAACCUCCUCUCGGCCUUCCUGCCCCAGAAGGCCCCGGACGGAAAGAGCUACUUGCUGAGCUUGCCCAUGGGUGAUGUGCCCAUGGACGGCAUGUCGGUGACCGACCUGGGCCCCGUGGUGCUCAGCCUGCUGAAGAUGCCAGAAGAAUACGUGGGCCAGAACAUCGGGCUCAGUACCUGCAGGCACACGGCGGGGGAGUACGCCGCCCUGCUCUCCAGGCACACCGGGAAGACCGUGCAUGACGCCAAGACCACCCCCGAGGACUUCGAGAAGCUUGGCUUCCCCGGUGCCCAAGACCUGGCCAACAUGUUCCGUUUCUACACCCUGAAACCCGACCGUGACAUUGAACUGACCCUGAGGCUCAACCCCAAGGCCAGGACGCUGGAACAGUGGCUGGAGCAGCACAAAGGGGACUUUGCCAGUCUGUGACCCUGCCACCUCUCAAGCCCGUGGGGGGGGGGGAGGUGCAGUCACAGGGAUCCUUUCUUGUGUGAUCCAGAAGUUUAUUUUUUAAAUAAAGGCCGUUGUUCUCACAGA